Molecule: messenger RNA, 1855 nt
Organism: Arabidopsis lyrata subsp. lyrata
Lineage: Eukaryota; Viridiplantae; Streptophyta; Magnoliopsida; Brassicales; Brassicaceae
Product: UDP-glycosyltransferase 89B1
Exons: 1
Coding region: 220-1641 (473 amino acids)
Molecular function (GO): UDP-glycosyltransferase activity
Source: RefSeq, a predicted model, not a curated record
AAAUUAUGCUCUUCUCCAGUGUCAUCUGACGCUGCCAUUAAACAAAAGACCACACGAUAUUAUCAAAAGAGUCGUAAAGCAUUUUUUCCAAGUGUUGGAAUAACAUUGGGUAACGCACAUCGGCCAUUAGCAGUUAACACAUCUAUUUAAAUCACUCUUUUCUCUGCUCCACCAAAACAUUCCGGCAAAAACAAAAAAACAUCACUAGAAAAGCUCAUUAUGACAGGAAACGAGGAAAACAACAAGCCGACAAAAACCCAUGUCUUAAUCUUCCCAUUUCCGGCGCAAGGCCACAUGAUUCCCCUCCUCGACUUCACCCACCGCCUAGCUCUCCGUGGCGGCGCCGCCUUAACCAUAACCGUCUUAGUCACUCCAAAAAACCUUCCUUUUCUCUCUCCGCUUCUCUCCGCCGUAAGUAACAUCGAAACACUUAUCCUCCCUUUUCCCUCUCACCCUUCAAUCCCCUCCGGCGUCGAAAACGUUCAAGACUUACCUCCUUCUGGCUUCCCUUUAAUGAUCCACGCGCUUGGUAAUCUCCACGCGCCGCUUCUCUCUUGGAUUACUUCUCACCCUUCUCCUCCAGUAGCCAUCGUCUCUGAUUUCUUCCUUGGUUGGACCAAUAACCUCGGAAUCCCUCGUUUCGACUUCUCUCCUUCAGCUGCUAUCACUUGCUGCAUCCUCAACACUCUCUGGAUCGAAAUGCCCACCAAGAUCAACGAAGAUGACGAUAACGAGAUCCUCCAGUUUCCCAAGAUCCCGAAUUGUCCAAAGUACCCUUUUAAUCAGAUCUCCUCUCUUUACAGAAGUUACGUUCACGGAGAUCCAGCUUGGGAGUUCAUAAGAGACUCGUUUAGAGAUAACGCGGCGAGUUGGGGACUCGUCGUGAACUCGUUCACCGCCAUGGAAGGUGUUUAUCUCGAGCAUCUUAAGCGAGAGAUGGGCCAUGAUUGUGUAUGGGCCGUUGGCCCAAUUCUUCCGUUAUCUGAUGGUAACCGUGGUGGCCCGACUUCUGUCUCUGUUGAUCACGUGAUGUCGUGGCUUGACGCACGUGAGGAUGACCACGUGGUGUACGUGUGCUUUGGAAGUCAAACUGUUUUGACUAAAGAGCAGACUCUUGCGCUUGCCUCUGGGCUUGAGAAAAGCGGCGUCCAUUUCAUAUGGGCCGUAAAAGAGCCCGUUGAGGGGGAGUCACCACGUGGCAACAUCUUAGACGGCUUCGAUGAUCGUGUGGCUGGGAGAGGUCUGGUGAUCAGAGGAUGGGCUCCACAAGUGGCUGUGCUACGUCACCGAGCCGUUGGCGCGUUUUUAACGCACUGUGGUUGGAACUCUGUGAUUGAGGCGGUUGUUGCCGGCGUUUUGAUGCUGACGUGGCCAAUGAGAGCUGACCAGUACACAGACGCGUCUCUGGUGGUCGACGAGUUGAAAGUGGGCGUGCGUGCUUGCGAAGGACCUGACACGGUGCCUGACCCGGACGAGUUAGCUCGAGUUUUCGCUGAUUCUGUGACCGGAAAGCAAACGGAGAGGAUUAAAGCCGUGGAGCUGAGGAAAGCAGCAUUGGAUGCGAUUCAAGAACGAGGGAGCUCCGUUAAGGAUUUAGAUGGAUUUAUCCAACAUGUCGUUAAUUUAAGACUAAACAAUUGAUUUAGUCAACUAAAAUUCUAGUUAUGGUCUUUUUUUUUUUUCCUCCAAAUGUUCCUCACGAAUUUUUAUUUUAAAUCUGCAUGUAUUAUAUUAAACUGUUGUAUGAUGAUAAAUUGGUGUUUUAAAUUGUGUAAUUUCGAUUUAUUGUCUAAAAAAGCGGGUCAGUCUGGAUCGGGUUGGGUCAUAUCGGGUCAAGUUUAAAUUUUACCCGAAA